AUGACAGUCUCGGAGAUCACAGAUCUACGCAUCUACCCCAUCAAAUCCUGCCGCGGUCUAUCCAUCCCAGCCGCCCAGCUCACCACAUCCGGCCUCCACCUCGACCGACAAUGGAUGUUCGUAGACGGCGACCACAAGUUCCUCACCAUCCGCCAAAAGCCACAGAUGACCCUCAUCAACACCUCCAUCGACCACGAGAAACAACUCCUCGUCAUCACCAUCGGCUCCGACACAUCCAAGCAGAUAUCCGUGCCCCUCUACGCCACCGACGCCUGGCUCGCCGAGAACGCCAAGCCCAUUAUCGUCAACAUAUGGGAGUACGACACGGAAGCCUACAUGUACACAGACCCCACCAUUCAGUCCCUCUUCCGCGACUUCAUCGGCGAUGGCAGCGACGUCUUCUUCGUCGUCAAAGACCCCAAGGCGCCACGCAUCUGUCGCGGCAACGGCGCACCAGACAUUCUAGGCCGCAAGGCCACCGUCAACUUCCCGGACGUGCUGCCCCUGCAGAUCGCGUCUGAGAGCUCGCUCGCCGAGUUAAACGGCCGACUCAAGGGACAGGGCCAUGAUGAGAUCACCGUCGAGCGCUUCCGGCCCAACAUCAUCAUCAAAGGCGGCGAGCCGUGGAGCGAGGACAGCUGGAAGACGGUGCGCAUCAACGGCAGUGGCGCGAUGGGCGCGAACUGGCUGCCCAGUGCCGUGGCGGGGCCCGCGAUGGGCGCGAUCGACAUUGACGUCGCGGCACGGUGCGCGCGCUGUCAGGUGCCGAACGUGAAUCCAGAUACUGCGGAGAAGGACAAGCAUCAGCCGUGGGAUACCCUCAUGAAAUAUAGGCGGGUGGAUGAAGGUAUCACGUUCAAGCCGUGCUUCGGCAUGCUGUGCGUGCCUCGCAAUGAGGGGAAGGUCGAGGUUGGCAUGCGCUUUGAGGUGCUGGGCACGACGCAGGACCAUAAGUAUAUCAAGGGUUUCUGA
Molecule: messenger RNA, 972 nt
Organism: Cyphellophora europaea CBS 101466
Lineage: Eukaryota; Fungi; Ascomycota; Eurotiomycetes; Chaetothyriales; Cyphellophoraceae
Exons: 1
Coding region: 1-972 (323 amino acids)
Molecular function (GO): molybdenum ion binding; catalytic activity; pyridoxal phosphate binding
Source: RefSeq, a predicted model, not a curated record